Molecule: messenger RNA, 1152 nt
Organism: Terrapene triunguis (Three-toed box turtle)
Lineage: Eukaryota; Metazoa; Chordata; Testudines; Emydidae
Product: monocarboxylate transporter 13-like
Exons: 3
Coding region: 1-1044 (347 amino acids)
Biological process (GO): monocarboxylic acid transport; transmembrane transport
Molecular function (GO): monocarboxylic acid transmembrane transporter activity
Source: RefSeq, a predicted model, not a curated record
AUGGCUGCCGCUGAGGGGGACAGCUUUGGGUGGGCCUUGGUCUUCACACCCUCCGUGGCCUCGGUGGCCCGUUACUUCAAGAAGCGCCGGACGUUCGCCACAGGCUUGGCCUUCACGGGCGUGGGCCUGUCCUCCUUCGCCUUCUCCCCGCUCUUCCAGUUCCUGGUGGACACCUACGCCUGGAGAGGGGCUCUCCUGGUGGUGGCCGGCAUGUCCUUCAACCUGGUGGUGUGCGGAGCCCUCAUCCGCCCCCUGACCCUCAAGGAGGACCUGGCCAGCCCUGGGGACCCCGGCGGGAGCUGCCUGGGGAAGCUUUCCACCCUCUUUGGCUUGCCUUUGCUCUCCCACUGGCCCUUCAUGAGAUUUGUGCUAGCCGUGACCUUGAUCAACACCGGCUACUUCAUUCCCUACGUCCACUUGGUGGCCCGAGCCCGGGAGCUGGGCUUCGACGAGUACCAGGCCGCCUUCCUCAUGUCCGUGGCGGCCAUGGCCGACCUGUGUGGCCGCCUCCUCUCGGGUUGGCUGGCCGACUGCCGGGCUUUCCGCCUCAGCCACAUCUUGGUGGCCUGGACCUCCCUGACUGGCAUCUCCUUGGCGCUGGUGCCUCUGGGGCGCGGCUACCCGUUGUUGAUGGCCAUCGGCGUCUGCUACGGGUUCUUCUCCGGGGCGCUCACCCCCGUGGUCUUUUCCAUCCUGCCGGAAAUUGUGGGCAUCGGGCGGAUUUUCGGCUCGAUGGGGCUGCUGCAGAUGAUGGAGAGCAUCGGCGGGCUUCUGGGAGCGCCAUUCUCUGGUUGGUUGCGGGACAUGACUGGGAACUACACGGCUUCUUUCUUGGCAGCUGGGGCUUUCCUCUUGGCUGGGAGCCUGGUUUUGGUCACUCUGCCCAACUUCUUCUCCUGUCUGGGCUCCUCCUCUCCUGCCUGCCGGGCCACCCAGGUGGAGGCCGGGGCAGAGCCAGCCCCAUUGACACCGGCCUCUGGGGAACAUUCCUCCCAGGACAGAGACUGGUCGGCCAGAAGCCAAGAUCUCAGGGAGCCGGUGUGACUGCAAGGGGGUGCUGGGACCAUCACCAGGUUCUGGAAGGGUUAAUGUGGUAAAUUCCAGCCUGGUGAGGGGUCUCUCUCUAGAAGGGUGCUCCUUCGCAGAAAUAAG